Messenger RNA from Agrilus planipennis (emerald ash borer), 625 nucleotides. RefSeq names its product elongation of very long chain fatty acids protein AAEL008004. Gene Ontology annotation, molecular function: fatty acid elongase activity. Lineage: Eukaryota; Metazoa; Arthropoda; Insecta; Coleoptera; Buprestidae. Gene Ontology annotation, biological process: fatty acid elongation, saturated fatty acid; sphingolipid biosynthetic process; fatty acid elongation, monounsaturated fatty acid. The record is from RefSeq and is a predicted model, not a curated record. Gene Ontology annotation, cellular component: endoplasmic reticulum membrane.
GUGGUCACAGCACUUUCUUUGCUCUCCUUAAUACCUUCGUUCACAUUGUUAUGUACUUCUACUACAUGGUUGCCGCAAUGGGCCCUGAAUACCAGAAAUACAUCUGGUGGAAAAAAUACCUUACAACACUGCAAAUGGUUCAGUUCAUCUUAAUUUUCACCCACCAAUUCCAACUAUUGUUUACUGAUUGUAAUUAUCCGAAAUCGUUCAUGAUUUGGAUUGCACUACACGGAAUUUUGUUCCUAUUCCUGUUCUCCGACUUCUACAAAGUGAAAUACACCGAGGACAAACCGAGAAACGGCGGUAUUUGUAUGCCUGUUUUGGGAAGUGAAAAGAGUCACCGAAACGGUACCUCCAAAACGAACGGUAACGUAUCAAAUGGUAAAAUGGUAAACGGUACCCAUCACGAAAAUGGUAACUUGUCAAACACUUAUAUGCAAAGCGAAUUUUCGAACACCUACAAACCCUGCUAUUCCAACGGAAUAAACAGAGGCUUUGUAAGCCAAGCCAAAGAAGAAGAAAGUAACAAAAAAAUCGAUUAAACUAGCAAUCAAAAUUAGGAGUAAAUUAGAUCGUAAUUUUGUUACUGGGUACAAAGGCAUUUCUUUGAAAACAAAAAAAAAAA